CUGCCUUGUCUGCUCCGAGUCUAGUCACCAGCUCCUGGGGGGCAGCGAGGAGGAGAAGCUGCCGCAGCAGGAAAGCACUGGGGCUGCAGCCAGUGAGUGGCAGCGGGAGCAGGGCCGUUUCCUGGCCAUUAACUUGACCUGCAUGAGCAGUGCCUGCCCCAAGAGCCCCGAUGGCCUCUCGCCCAGCGCCCACCUAGCCGACGGCACGGCCGACCUCAUCCUGGUGCGCGAGUGCUCAGCCCUGGGCUUCCUGCGUCACCUGAGUCGGCACAUGGACCAUCGGGACCAGUUUGACCUGCCCUUUGUGAGUGUGCACCGGGUACGGGCCCUGCGCUUCACCCCCAAGCAGCUGGAGGACAGCGAGGAGGGGGAGCAGCCCAGCCGCAGGGGGUGGAAGGGGCUUCUAGGGGGGCUGUGCUGUGGGGAGCAGCCACUGAGCUCCUGGAGCUGUGACGGGGAGACCCUGCCCCACGCCAACAUCAGUGUCAGGGUGCACAGGCAGCUCAUCCACCUGUUUGCCCGGGGCAUCGAGCAGGGGAUGGGCCUGGUUUAGGGGCUGCCUGGAGCUGCGUCCUGUGAGAGGGCUGUGCCCUCACCAUCAGCGGAGACCAAGAGCCCAGCAGGGCAACAGAGAUGCUGUGGUCUGCAGGGACAGCUGCGUGUCAGAGCCCUCUGUUUGCUCCCUGGCCCCCAGAGGGAGCUGUGCCAUGCUGGGUCAGCAGUGGGGGGUCAAACCAUCCGCACCUGGCUGGCUCCGAGGUGGGGUGGGGACAGGAGCGGGACCCGCAGUCCUCUGCAGCGACCU
Terrapene triunguis (Three-toed box turtle) is the source of this 805-nucleotide messenger RNA. Its product is annotated as ceramide kinase-like. The record is from RefSeq and is a predicted model, not a curated record. The annotation marks the transcript as partial. NCBI's taxonomy places the organism in Eukaryota, Metazoa, Chordata, Testudines, Emydidae. The transcript has 4 exons.